AUGAAUAAUUGCAGUAUUCACACAGGAAACACAGAGUUCAUCCUCACAGGUCUGACUGAUGACUCUUACCUACAGAUUGUUCUCUUCCUGGUGUUCCUGAUACUUUACAUUUUUGCUGUUCUGGGAAAUGUAGGGAUCAUUGUAACCAUAAAGCUCGGGGCUAAUUUGCAGACUCCAAUGUAUUUCUUUGUCAGCCAGUUGGCAAUGCUCGAUCUUUUCUACAGUUCUGUUAUAUCUCCAAACACAUUGGCAAACUUUACCCGGAGUAUUAAAACCAUAUCCAUCCGUGGAUGUGCCACACAGUUGUUCUUAUUCGGAGGUUCAGCAUCCACCGAGAGUUAUUUAUUAGCAGCCAUGGCCUAUGAUCGGUUUGUAGCAAUACGCCAGCCUUUGCUUUAUGUAACUAUUAUGUCUAAAACAGUAUGUAGAUUAUUGGUGUUUGGUGCAUAUUUUGCAGGUUUUUUGAACUCUUUAAUCCACAUCAGUUUAACGUUUUCCUUAAAAUAUUGGAAAGCCAAUGUGAUCGACCAUUUCUAUUGUGAUAUUCCACCUCUCUUUAAAUUAACAUGUUCUGAUACAUUUCUGAACUGGGUGGUCAUUUUACUUUUUGGAGGAUUGACUUCUGUUAUUUGCAUUUCCACCAUCCUAUAUUCCUAUUUAAAUAUUCUGGUAACUAUUUUAAGGAUUAAUUCCUCAAAAGGAAGAAAUAAAGCCUUUUCGACCUGCACAUCUCACCUGACCUGUAUCUGUAUAUUUUACACCACUCUCAUGCUCACAUAUCUCAGACCUCCAUCAGAUGUUUUGCCAAUAAAUGAUAAACUAAUCUCUGUCUUUUACACAGUAGUCAUUCCAACAAUAAAUCCAAUAAUUUACAGUUUCCGAAAUACUGAUGUCAAAAUUGCUGUGAAAAAAAUUUUCAGUAAAUAUUUUAGGGUAAAUACUUUAAAUAUAUAA
Molecule: messenger RNA, 954 nt
Organism: Hyla sarda
Lineage: Eukaryota; Metazoa; Chordata; Amphibia; Anura; Hylidae
Product: olfactory receptor 1019-like
Exons: 1
Coding region: 1-954 (317 amino acids)
Biological process (GO): sensory perception of smell; G protein-coupled receptor signaling pathway
Cellular component (GO): membrane
Molecular function (GO): olfactory receptor activity; G protein-coupled receptor activity; odorant binding
Source: RefSeq, a predicted model, not a curated record